Lachancea nothofagi CBS 11611 is the source of this 540-nucleotide messenger RNA. The record is from the annotation of a GenBank genome assembly. NCBI's taxonomy places the organism in Eukaryota, Fungi, Ascomycota, Saccharomycetes, Saccharomycetales, Saccharomycetaceae.
AUGGAAUCUGUUUGGAAGUGGGCAGAGUCAUGCCAUGUUAACGACUAUAGCAGCUGCGCCAAGUCCGCUGUAGAUUCGGUAGCGAAAAGAGUUCAGAAUGCCGAAAUGACCACGAUGUACACGGCCGCAGCGAUAGGUGCUUUCGUUCUUUUGCUCGCACUCAAGCCAUCCAGUGGGUCGAAGAAGAAAUCGAAGAAGUCCAACCACAGUGACAAGAAGAAGUCUGCUUCUGCAAAUGGAGCAAAAGAAAAAAAACGUUCAAGUUUGGAAGAACAGAUAGAGGCCGUUUACCAGCGGUAUUUGGGCGAAUACAAGAGUGGUCUGGAUCAUUUGAUUGAGACGUUUGACUCAGGUUCCGAAAAAGCACAAUAUCAGCUCAGUUACUUCAAUGAGAUGCUUUUGAAGCUGCUUAUAGAAUUGGAUGGUGUGGACUUGGUGGACGUGGAAGCAGCCCGUAAGGCUGCGCUAAAGGACAGGCGCAAGCAGGUGAUUAGAGAAAUUCAAACGGAUUUGAAGAGACUUGAUUCUAUGAAGAAUUGA